GGAAGCAGGUGGCCUUGUCACCAGCAGGGUGAUAUCCGCUAUUGCUUGCUUCUCUACUCCCCCACUGUUCCUCAGGACUUCUCUGGACCAAAGCCUUUUGCCAGACCCCUUCUAGCCCCUACCCACCAUGGCCCCUUCCAGUGACAUCCUGUUCCUGCUUUUGCUCCCAGUGGCUGUGGCUCUGACAACCCCAGGUUCCUGUUCCGGAUGUGGGCCCCCCUCCCUGCCGAUGCUGGUAGGCCUCAUGGCCGCCGAUUUGGUGGUGUCGCUGCUGAUCGUUGCUGUGGUGUUUGUGUGUGCUUGCCCCCGCCGCAGGCCCACCCAAGAUGACAAAAUCUACAUGAACAUGCCUGGCAGGGGCUGACCCCCUUGUAAGUGACACCUUUGACUUCUGACCCUCUCAUCCUGCAUUGUGUGUGGUGGCACAGGAUACCCACUCCCGACUUGGGUUGGAAUAAAGCAACUGAAAUACCUCUA
This is a messenger RNA of Prionailurus viverrinus (fishing cat), 477 nucleotides long. It is a transcript of the gene HCST, whose product is annotated as hematopoietic cell signal transducer. Bases 128 to 364 code for a protein of 78 amino acids. NCBI's taxonomy places the organism in Eukaryota, Metazoa, Chordata, Mammalia, Carnivora, Felidae. Gene Ontology annotation, biological process: regulation of immune response; positive regulation of phosphatidylinositol 3-kinase/protein kinase B signal transduction. Gene Ontology annotation, cellular component: membrane. The transcript is spliced from 4 exons. The record is from RefSeq and is a predicted model, not a curated record. Gene Ontology annotation, molecular function: signaling receptor binding; phosphatidylinositol 3-kinase binding.